This is a messenger RNA of Pseudo-nitzschia multistriata, 2595 nucleotides long. Lineage: Eukaryota; Bacillariophyta; Bacillariophyceae; Bacillariales; Bacillariaceae. The record is from the annotation of a GenBank genome assembly.
CAAUGUGAUUUUACCGUCAGAUGGGUUCUAAACGUCAUUUUGAUAUUUGUUGUUGUGAUAAUGAAAUAUCAGCGUAGAGUGAAUACAUCAUUUAAGCUGUUGUACUAGCUUGUUUUCAUUWUCUUACGGGUUUUUAAGAAAUUAAUCGUACAUCUCAACAGGUUCCAUCCAUUCGCCMGGGGAGGGUCUGCGGUUGCGCCAUGGAGAUUUGUAGUCGUCCUCGUUUUCGCUUUCUGAAGCAUCUUCUACAAUUAUGGUGAGGCGUCUUCGUUUUUGUUUCUGUGUCUUCGCUUUUCCUUUUCGUGGAUUKUGGCUGGUCUGAGAACUUCCAUUUUCCUUUCUGCUGCCAGUAUUUUUCACGAUCAACUUUUGUUUGAGUUCAGAAAAACAAUCGUCUUCCUGACCAUCGUAUGAUGACUCGUCGGACGAGGAUUCUUCGUCGCUGCUUUGAUCAUCCUCGCUGAGAUAGGCAGACGUUUCCGGUAUUUCUUUCGUUGCUUUCUUGUUGCGAGAUUUUUUCUGUGGUACCUCUUUUUUGUUUUGUUGCUUCUUGGAUUGUUGUGUUCUAGAAGAAGAGUUCUUCGCAUAGUAUAGUCUACCGUCUGGUCCUCGGACGAUAACGAAUUCUGGCUCAUCAUUGUUGUCGUCGUCUUCGUCUUCGCUGUCGCUUUCCUCGAUGUUAGGUUCAUUCUUCUCUUGCCAUUUUUGCCACCGUCGUCGUUGCCGCAAUUCCUCUUCUCUCAUCAGUUUUGCUCUUCUCUGGCGUUGGUAAAUUUCRCGCUCCUCUGCUUCUCGUCGGCGGCGAGCGUAAGCUUCUCGCUCUUCUUCGUCUCUUCUCAUCCGACGGUAGCGGUUGAUUGCUGCUUCCUCUGCUAUGGCCUGCUCGUAGGGAUCGAGAUGCCGCGAUGUGUGUCGACCGUACGGAUGCAGUGAUGCGUAUGGGUAAGAGUCACGUCGAUUGGUGUAGAACAUCAUUUUGCUCAUCAAAUUGACUCUAGUAGUACUGUGUUGUUGGCGUUGUUCGCUGUGUUGGUUUUUGUUUGGGUGAAGGUUCAAAUUGUGAGAAMAAGUUAAAGGAAACAAUUUGUGGGCACAAAGGCAGCAUCAAAUUUUGCACGAUUGGAAACGCCMCCACGAUUGGAAUUUUACCGCUAUGCCAUCUUCGUCGAUCUUCUCCGAUUUUCGAAGAGUUUUGAAGAUACGAAGGUACGUAAGGUACUGUACGUAACAUAGGUUUAGUUGAGUCGUGAGUAAGUUGAUCCCAUAAGAAAUCAGAAUGGAAAAAGUAACAAGACUGGUUCAGUCACGAUCAUGGAAGGUUGGUGGAGAGAUCCUACGGUACCGGUACAUAUUACAUAUGAAUACGAUUUGUAUUCAUACCACAUGUAACAUGUACCAUACAUAUCAUUACUACUGACUACGAGUACGAACAUUUACCUCCCCGCCCGGGUUUAACUAUGCCGGUAAGGUACGGUACUUCUACCGUAUGGUCUGGGCAUCCUUAGAAAAUARAAACCAUCACCAAAGGAAGAGCUAGGCAGAUGCCGAUAAGAGGUGUUCCUUGCGAGAAUAUAACAGGCAGAAARAGUGAUCCAGAGUAUAAGAAUUGAAAUGACGGUGGGCACUGAUGCAAAAACAACAUCAUCAUCAUCAUCAACAACAACAAUGACGACGACGGGGAAACGCAAAGAACCUCCACUGCCUUCCCCGGCACCGAGAACAUAUCAUUCRCCUCCAAAUUCGGUUGUAGACACCGCUUUCAAAAGGUUGUUUGGUUAUUCCUGGGGAACGACCUUUGAUCUUUCUAACAGCAAAGUGAAKCAAUCACCUUCUGUAGAACGCCAAAUGGUUCAAAUAUUUGGCACGGCUCGAACGGCGCGGAUACUCAAUCUCCCCUGGGAGGUGGUAGCCCCCCUUUCUUGCGAUCCAAAACCCAUUUUAAAAGAUUCCUACAAUCCGGCUGCCAUUCUGACCACCAAAAUUGUCACCUCCGAUACCGCAUCGAUYUCCAUGCCCGUGUCGUCCCCCGCUGCUGCUGCUGCUCCAGCAAGCCAAUCGAACAAGAGGAUACGGUUGGAAAAAACAGACUACGAGAAGAUUGCACUGCCGUCUCACAUGCUGCCGUCGUCGUCGGUCGCCGUUGCCUCGGCUCCUCCGGCCGCGGCGCCGGCCACCAGUGCGGACACGAGUCGARCCACCAGCAACAUCGACAGCGUCCUGAGUCAGAUCGCGGGCAAGAAGCAACUCAACACGGUCGAAAAGUCCAGCAACGACUGGGAGGGCUUCAAAGAAACCGAUAAGACCCUCCAGGACGAGCUGGAGCGGCAAGCCCAGGGAAAGAACGCCUAUCUUGUCAAGCAAGAUUUUCUCAACCGGGUCGACCAGCGCACCUUCGAACUGGAGAARGAGGGACGAGACCGGGAGCGCUCCCGACGAGCAGCMGAGAGCAARUAGAUGAAGUUAUUGCAAGAGGUUAAAGGGUUGUCUGGGAAAGCAUUUCAAAAUUAUUAGAUUCGAGAACUGUCCAAAGUCUAUCAARACUUCGUAUAUAGAGAAAAUUCGAGCCAAACCAUCUCGCKUGUCAAGUUCUCAGUU